AUGUUUCAGGUGCGACACAAGAAGUGCAUAAAUCAGAUUAACGAGUCGGAAGUUGCGGCCCACCAGACGUGGAAGCGGCAGCAACCCCGCGCUGUCCCACGGGUUAUCGCCUCGCGCUUACAAAUGUCGCCGAUGCGAAUGGCCGGCCGUUAUUCAUUCCAGCCGGCGCUGCACAAACGAUACGUCAACAACCACCACAACGACGACCACAACAACUACGACCACGACGACGACGACGACAACGACGACGACGACUACUACUACUACUACAACGACGACGACGACGACGACGACAACCACGACGACAACGACGACGACAACUACAACUACAACGACGACGACGACUACAACUACGACCACGACGACGACAACGACGACAACGACGACAACCACAACAACGACUACGCCUGCUACUGCGGCGCGCUGCCGAACGUCACCCUCGGCGCCAUCGGGCGCACCAAGCGCCAAAUCUUCAUCAAUGACCGCGACUGCACGGUGCAGCAGCAGCGUCUCACCUGCGCCGGCGACACCGCCGCCGCCAAGUACGAGCUGCAGCUGCUUGGAUGGAGUAGCACCAUCCUCUACGAUCAGACAGCCUGCACCUCGGUGACCGUGCAGCCGAUCACGUGCACGUACGUCGGGCUCUGGACCUACGAGAGCAGUGAAGUGGCCGCCUGGAAGUGCUUGGCCGGCCCGUUGGACAACUCCUGCCAA
This is a messenger RNA of Mesorhabditis spiculigera, 714 nucleotides long. NCBI's taxonomy places the organism in Eukaryota, Metazoa, Nematoda, Chromadorea, Rhabditida, Rhabditidae. The record is from the annotation of a GenBank genome assembly.